Molecule: messenger RNA, 1248 nt
Organism: Pisolithus orientalis
Lineage: Eukaryota; Fungi; Basidiomycota; Agaricomycetes; Boletales; Pisolithaceae
Exons: 12
Coding region: 1-1248 (415 amino acids)
Source: RefSeq, a predicted model, not a curated record
AUGAUUGAUGUAGAGGUGGCCAUAUCAGAAGAAAAAUGUGUGGAGUGUGCAAAUCCUUUCCAAUUUUGGAAGCUGUAUCCAUGUCCACCUCACCAAACACCUUUGGUGUGUGACACCAUAAUAGAUCCACACAACACCUUGAUGAAUUGGUUCCUGAAUGAAUGGGAACCAACUGCUCCCCCAGCAGAUGAUAUGAGGGAACCAAUGCCUCCCCCACUCAUUUCAAAUGUACCCAUCAAAUCUUUUGACUUGGCAGCAGAUGAGGACAAUGGCACAAACUGUUUGACUUUUGGCAUGCCCAAACGAUCAGAGAUGAGGGAUCUUUUCAAAGAAAUAUACAACAGUGAACUUCCAUCCACACAGCAAUCUCUUCAAAUGGAACAAUGGGGAUUGGCACCUGUUCUGCAUUGUGAUCAAGUAUCUCACUACCAUGGAAACACCACUCCCAGUGACAUGCUGUUCAAUCCCACCCUCAAUAGGCACCUUGUGCAGGCUGCAAAUGUCAUUGUGAGAGAAUUGUGCACAGCUGCAAGGGACCAGUAUGGUGCAGCCUCUCAGGGCCUUUCACUUGUCAAUAUGCUCAAUUUGAUGGAAGUCAUUCAUUAUCCAUGUUCUGCCUUUGAAAAUUGUCCCAAGCCAUUCAUCACCAGCCAAUCACACCCAUCUCACCAGUCUGCAGUAGAGAUGGGUAUCCUCUACUUGGCAGGCCAGAUCGAGGUGGCCUCUGUACAUCUGAAGCAGACUGCCAAUAUCACAGGAUGGCCCACACAUUGGUUUGCAAACCCAGCAAUGGACUUGAAUCAGCUUAAUAGCUUGAUUCUGGUGAUGGUGUUGCAUGCCAGUUAUACUCCUCCCCUCCUGGCAUGCUACCAUGCAUACCUCAGACACCAAGAUGAUGAGUGCCAUUGUCCUGCAUUGGACCCCACACACACAGCUGAUCCCAAUUCUGGCUUUGCAGUCCCUUGGUGGCUAUAUCAUUCUGAGGAAUACACAGUGGAUUCCCAAAGAUUGCAAGGCAAGGGAUUGUUUUCUGUGGCCUGGGAUUUUUUUAAGUUGAUGAUGGCCCAGGGCUUAUGGCCAUUGCCUGAGGUGCCAAUUGCAGUCCAUCUCAAUGGCCAUAUUGAGGAGCAGGUGGUGGGCAUUGCACAGGUUGUUGGGCAUGCCACUAUGGUAGAACCUGUUCUUUGGGAGGGUUUUUGCAAGCUACAACACUCAAAGAUGAGUGCUGAGGGUUGGGGGUGCUCCUGA